UUGAUGGAGAUGUACCCUGAUCGUGUUUUCUCGAAACCAGAGUUCACUGCGCUUUCCCCUUAUCUAUUUAGUGGUGCUGAUUUCCCUUUGAUUCCUUCUCGCGAUGAAUCAUUUAGAUUGGUCGCUGUCGAAUUCGCUAGGAAAGGCACCCUUGGUGUCGGUAGUCGACUUUGUGGUCUUGGGUUGAUGCCUGGAUGA
Messenger RNA from Suillus clintonianus, 198 nucleotides. RefSeq lists its product as uncharacterized. The annotation marks the transcript as partial. Gene Ontology annotation, molecular function: alpha-1,3-glucan synthase activity. Lineage: Eukaryota; Fungi; Basidiomycota; Agaricomycetes; Boletales; Suillaceae. Gene Ontology annotation, cellular component: fungal-type cell wall. The record is from RefSeq and is a predicted model, not a curated record. The transcript has a single exon. Gene Ontology annotation, biological process: fungal-type cell wall (1->3)-alpha-glucan biosynthetic process.